AUGUCUUGGCCCAACCCUUUCUUACGCAAGGAUGAGAAUAGUAGACAUGUUUGGGGCUUCGACUUCCAAUGGACUCCCCAGCACAUGACCCCGGCGGAAAUGCAUCCUCUGAAGUACUCUUAUGAUGUGUCGGGCGAGGAAUGUUUGGUCCGCCUUAAUAGGAUCUCGCCACCUGGUCCGGACCAACAGCUGCCUCGAAAUCGAAGCAGGACUCAAGCGGAUGCAAAACCUCCAGUGAAAAGAAACUUGUAUGCUCUCUUAAGAGACCAUGCCCCAGAAGACGAGGCACUGGGACGUCUGUGGGACGAAGUAAAUACUAUACCGGAUUGGGUUGAUUGGAAUCAGAUUGCUCGUGGACAAGAUGUUUUUUAUCGGUAUGGAGGCGUGGCUCUUACUGCUCUGGCUUACCAGUCUCUACUUGGAGGUAUGGGAGCUGCCCGGGUCACUGAGGUCCUUGCUCGGACGGGAGGCUUUUCGACCAAAGUGGCUAAAGCCCGGAUGUACGAGACCACGCAGCAUAUUUUGCAAGUAACGAGCUCCUUAGACUCCAUCAAGCCAGGCGGAGCUGGUCAUGCUUCAUCCAUCCGAGUCAGACUUCUUCACGCAGCUGUACGACGACGAAUAAUGAAACUUGCAAAAGAAAGACCAGAGUAUUAUUCCGUAGAGGAGUUUGGGAUUCCUAUCAACGACUUAGAUUCUAUUGGUACAAUAAUCACCUUCUCGGCAACUCUGAUUUGGCUCGGCUUCCCGAGACAGGGGAUCUGGAUGAGACAGCAAGAGAUAAAGGAUUAUCUUGCUCUGUGGCGUCUGGUAGCUCAUUACAUUGGGACCCCUCCUGAGUACUUUGAGACCCCAGAACGAGCUAAAUCUAUGAUGGAAUCUCUUUUGAUUUCAGAGAUUCGUCCCAGCGAGACGUCGAAAGUGCUCGCAAACAACAUCAUUCUCUCGUUGCAAAGACAACCUCCUGCUUAUGCGUCAAAAGAUUUUCUCAUAGCGAGCGCUCGGUGGCUUAACGGGGACGAAUUGGCGGAUGCCUUGGGGCUGGGUCGCCCAAGCCUUUAUUAUAAGGCUCUAGUUGCAGGGCAGUGCAUCUUCUUCGUGUUCAUAUGUUAUACAUAUCGCUCGAUACCGUACCUAGAUAGGCGAAAGUUAAAGGCACUUCGAAGCAUGUUCUAUCAAGUGAUAGUCGAGAACAAGGCACAUGGGUUGGGUGAGGAAACGAACUUCGACUUCAAGUAUAUCCCAAACUUUGACACAACAACGUCGAUGGGAGAAUAUGUAUCUGGCUUAAAGGAAUCGGGAGUUGAGAGGAGGAAUCUGAGUGCACUGUGUAUGGGAAGUGCAGUUAUGGGUAUUGUUUUGUAUUUCUGUUUGAUGACAACGUUCAAGGUAUUUGGGAGACUAGCAGCCUGGUGGUUUACUUGA
Messenger RNA from Hyaloscypha bicolor E, 1425 nucleotides. RefSeq lists its product as uncharacterized. NCBI's taxonomy places the organism in Eukaryota, Fungi, Ascomycota, Leotiomycetes, Helotiales, Hyaloscyphaceae. The transcript has 4 exons. Gene Ontology annotation, molecular function: oxidoreductase activity. The coding region runs from base 1 to 1425 and encodes 474 amino acids. The record is from RefSeq and is a predicted model, not a curated record.